Messenger RNA from Volvox carteri f. nagariensis, 3795 nucleotides. RefSeq lists its product as uncharacterized. The transcript has 4 exons. The coding region runs from base 1 to 3795 and encodes 1264 amino acids. The record is from RefSeq and is a predicted model, not a curated record. Lineage: Eukaryota; Viridiplantae; Chlorophyta; Chlorophyceae; Chlamydomonadales; Volvocaceae.
AUGACACCAACGAGCAGUCUCGGCUUAACCUUUGGAGGACCUACACCCACGCAUGUAUUGCUCGUGUUAAGCGAGCCCAGCUUGGGUGCAAUCUUCCGCCAGGCGCUGUCUCAGGCCCCUGUACCGAGCGUGCUACACCUCGCCAGCACACUCGAGAUGUGGGCCGUCAUCGAGCAAAUAAAAAAGGCAGCCGGCCGACCCUCGGGCCCAGACAUAGUCUUUUUCCAGCCUGAAGUCCUGAUGGCCAACCCGGGUACGGUGCUGCGGCUGAAGCAAGCGUGCGGCGCCAAUUGCACUGCGGUAGUGCUCCAGGGAAGCGAGGCCAUUGCCCGAGCACUGCAAGCAGACGACUUCCUGGGGGCCCCCACGCCUUCACAACCCCUGCGCAAGGAGGACCUGGCGCUGAUGAUUCUUAGGUGGUGUGGAGGCCGGCAGAAGGCCAGUGGCAGCAGCUCCACCGCAUCCAGUGCCCUAUCUGCCGGUACUGCCUCAGUGGCCAGCGGCCCCACAACGACGACGGCAAUGCCCAGCACCCUGGGCUCCACGCCGUCCGCAGUAUCUCUGCCCAGCACUACCUUGUCUCCCGUUUUGUCCGCCCAGAUAUCCCAGCUCCAGGCGCUGCAGGCGAAGCAGCAGACAAAGCAAAGGGAGCAGAAGUCACCCGGCGGCGCUGCUGCUCUGGCCGCAAUGCAGCUUCGUAGCAGCGGGACUGAGAUUGAACCGGCAUUGGGGCACGGCGUCUCGCCGCCGCGCCGUCCCCCGCCUCUGCGCCUAGCGAGUGCGGGGAUCGUGCCGUCGGAUGUGCAGCCGGAGUUGGAGCGCAGCUUGGCGCGCGCCACCGUUCCCAUGGCCCAUGCAAGUGCCAACGGCAACUUCAGCACUGGCGCCACAGACGUCAGCGACCUGGUGGCGCAGGUUGCGGAGUUGCGCCGCAAGCUUCAGAAUAAGUCGCGGGCGGGCCCUUUGCAGUCCCCGACGGGCGCGGGUGGAAGCAAAGGGGCCCCCGUGGCCCUGUCUCCAGCUAGCAGCUUGAGUGGGUACAUGCACGGCGCCAGCGGGACUCUGGCGGGGAUGCUGAGCAGCGGCGGGGCAGGGCUGGGUGGUGCGGCCGCCUUGGGGCCAUCGCUCAGCCAACAGCUGCCGCCGCAACCAUCCUCUCACCAGGACUUGCAGCUUCAGCUGCAGAGUCUGCAAGCAAAGCAGCAGUCAAUGCUGCAGAAUUUUGCGGCCUACGAUGGCGGUGGCCGUCGCAGUAGUUGGGAAGCAAGCAGUGGAAACGACGGUGACGGCAUGACGCAACAGGUCUCUUUGCCGGGCGCCGCAGCUACGCCUGGCCUGGCGACAGCCAGCUCGGCAAACCGCACUAGGCGACCGAACGGGGCGCCGCCGCUGCAGACCUCCGGUAGCCUGGUACGGCCGGCCGGGGCAGCCGCCGCCGCCGCGGUGGUGCACAGCCUCACGGGGCCACGUCCGCCGUCACCUGUGCCUUCGCCAUCGCCCGCGUCACAGCUUGCCAACAUCCAACUGCAGCAACAGCUCUUGCAACUCCAGCAGCUACAGCUGCAGCUACAGCAGCAGCAGCAGCGCAUCGUGUUGAGAGCCUCGGCGCCGGCAUCCUCUUUGACCAUGGAACCCCUGCCACCCGGACCCGGAGGCAGGUUGUCAAGCACCAGCCCGAAUGGUAGCCAAACCAGCAACAUCGGAAGCCCGCUCCCUAGCCCCGGCAGCGCCCCUGGCCCACUCCAGACUAGCGUCUCCACACCGGGCAGUGACAGCGGCUCGGUAUCGCGCUCCAAUUCCUUCGUGGCCGCUGGCGGAACCCGGUACCGUCCACCGCGGGCGCGCUCGCCGUCUCCACUCGGCGGCGCUACCGGCGCCGGCGCCGGCCACAUGAGUGACACGUACCCGGGUCUGGGAGCCUCGCGCUUUGCAUCGCUGCAGCUCCGGAGCGGCAGCGGCAGCGGCGCCAAUGGUGCCGCGGCCAACGGCAGCACCGGCGGCAGCCGGCACGGUGUCGGUAACAACAGCGGGCACACCAGCGACAGCGGCACCAGCCCGGACCUGGGCGCCAGCGCGCGCAACAGCAUGCGCAGCGUCAGUACGACACUGGCGAGCAAAUCUGGAGACGACGCCAUCGCAGCGGCGCUCAGUGUUGCCUCAGUUGAGGCUGAUGGAGAGGCUGACUCGCCCGCUAGCAAAGCCGAAGACGCCGCCGCCUCCGUAUCCGCAGCAGCCGGCGGGCCCAGUUCCCUAUCGGAUGCGCUGCAAAAUAUGGAGCCAACGGGCGACGGCGGCAGUAGCACCGAUGGGCGCAGUCUCAUGGACGCUUCCUUUGCGCUGGAGGACUCGGGGGCGGGCGGCCGCGGCAGCAUCAGCGGUGGCGUUGCAUCUUCCAUCGACCUCCAGCCCAGGCCCAGCAGCAGCCCAGGUCCGACGGGAUCGGGAUCGCCGCAGCAGCAGCCAGCCCAAGAGCGUCAGCUCCACCAUUCAAAUCAUGGGCGCUUGGCGCUGGGCUCCCAUCGGCUAUCGGCCACCUCGGUUCAGACAGAGUCAGCAGAGGAAGGCGACCAGCCGCUGCACGCCCAAGCCGUUUCCGCUCGUCAGGCCGUCCAAGUCGCCAAGCCCUCGGCUGCCGGGAGCUCCGUUGACCUCGCCAACGGGCCCAGCAGCAAGGAACGUAAAGGUACAACAGCCUUCGCAACAGCGGCCAUUGCAGCGGCGGCAGUGGUGUAUUUGGACGCCGCAGUGGAGCAGUCCGCGCAGAGCCGGUCACCGCAGGAGGCUCAGUCGGCGGUCGCAGGAGGCAAAGCGAACGUGCCUGGCUCGCGUUCCGGCUCUGACGGAGUUGUACGGAUCCAGGGCUCCUCCAUCGGCAGGGUCGACCCACGGGUCGGCUUCUCUGAGGACAUGGUUCGUUUGGCAUCACCGGGGGGAAGCGGUGAAGUUCAGAUCCCGCCACCGCCAUCGGUGAUGUCUGUGCAACCAUCCAGCAGCAAAGGAAGUGGCAGGGAAGGCGGCAGCGGCAGGGGGAGCGUGGGGGCCCCGGCAGCAGUAGCAGCGCUGCCUCAAGCUACAAGCCAGGCGGCCAGGCUCCCACGGACCGACAGCCAAGGCGAGGACCGCUUGCCGUCCAUUGACGGCUCGCAGCCACUUACUGCCGCUGUCACACGGAGCGGCGGCGGCAGUAGUACAGCAGCCAUCGGCAACGGCAGUUGCAGCCUCCGUCGCCAGGCCAGCGCCCGCAGCACAGAUGUUGAUGGCCGCCGUGCUGGCAGGGCGUCCUCAAGCGCCCAGACGGGGGUUGUGUACAGCGACAGCCCAUCCACAGACGAUAGCGGCAAAUCCGCCCGUGAUGGCAACAUUGCCACCUCGGAGCUGCGGGACCGAUCUUCCACUCGCAGCAGCGCUCCGGCCGGCAUGCAUGAGACACAUCAACCGAACGACGGGCCAAGCCUAGUUGCUAGCAUCGAGGGAUCCAUUACUGCAGGCCUAGCUCGCACUGCUAGCCACGGUGCUGGGCAGCGUGAGCCGCCGCUGCCCUCCUCCGCAAGCAGGGGACGCUCUGUCACGACUACGGUGGAUGCCAGCUGCUAUACAGAUGACAUCUUUGCGGCGCUGCAAGCGCAUGAGCGGACGGAGAUGGUCACGCCGGCGCGGCUAGUUGGCGGGGAGCCCCAACCGCUACAGUUACAACCGCCAUCGCGGCCACCGACACCACCAGCACGGCGCGCGGCGCGCAUCUUGCUAUGCUCGCAUCCGAUCGUCAUCACGCGUGAGGAUUUUCUACCAUUUUGA